UUAUUUAGGUGAUUGCCUUUGGAGCAAGGAUCUGGCUUUUUUUUAUAUGGAGUAUUUUGGUGCCCAUGGGUGAUUAAAGGGGACUCAGUUGGUGCCAUCAUUUGAGUUAUUAACACAACUUGUAUCUUGAAUUGGAAGUAGGAGAUUUCUUAAUAUUGAAAGACAGACAAUUAUGAUGUGUCCAGACUCCAGACUAACAAGAACAUAAUUCUUAAGAAUUCCUGUAACAUGAAACCGCUCUGGAGAAUUUAUUUAGGUUGUUGAUUGUGGAGGUGACCCAGUAUUGCUUUCUGAACAGCCAAAGUUUCCUAGAUAAUAAACCCAGCCUACUCUUUUUAUCAUGUGCAGUGUUUUAGAAGGUGGAACGCACUGCCUAGCCAGGAUCCUCGUGAUUGAGGUGCUCCAAAAACAGUGAGGGAAGGUCAGGGGUCUUGCAGGGUUUUGGGGUCAGGCACCUUGGCCGCCUAGGUGUGCGCUUGGCCACUACGCAGGCACCUAGAGGGGCCCCGGCCCUGGAAGUCCUACCUAGCCUAGGGCUUCAGCCCGCAUCAUGGCCUGCACAAGUGCUGAGGCCAAAAUAAAAGAAGCACGACUAAUCGAAAAGCUUAAGAAGUACGAGGUACCAAAGCUUCAAGGUCCAACUAUUGAACUUGAAGAAUUGACUGGUGAGGAGCGAUUCUACAUGAAAAAAAUGUCCCAAAAACGAUCAAAUUAUGUCCCAGUUGGUAGGCGUGGCGUGUUUGGAGGUGUUAUUCUUAACAUGCAUAUGCACUGGAAAAAACAUGAAACUGUUAAGGUUAUCUGCAAACCAUGUAAACCUGGCCAGGUACAUGAAUAUGCUGAGGAGAUUGCCAGAUUGAGUGGUGGCAUCCCAAUUCAAAUUAUAGGCAAUGAUACGAUAGUCUUUUAUCGAGGGAAAAACUAUGUCCAGCCCAAGAUUAUGUCUCCCAUUGAUACACUGUCAAAGAAGAAGGCACUAGAAAAAUCCAAGUAUGAACAGUCACUCGAGUCAGUGAGGCGGUUCAUUGCGAUAGCUGAAAAGGAAUUAGAACUGUAUUAUCGGCAUAUUGCUCUCUAUGGGGACCCAAAUCUCCGAAACUCACAUGCGAUGUCCAUUGCCCCAAGUAAAGGCUUCAGAAGAUCAGAAGAAAUACAAGUAAUGCAAAAUGAAGUUAAUAAUUCAUCAGGCGAAACAGAAGCAGGAGAAAGUGAAGGUAUGGAUUCAUCAGAAGAAAUAAAUACAGAGGAAACAGAAGAUAUUGGUUCCUCAAAUGAAAUAGAGGCAACAGAAAGUGAAGACAUAGAUUCAUCAGAAGAAACAGAAGCAACAGAAACUAUGAUUCUGAUAAAGGAUGGGAGUUGUCACGAGAAUCAGGUACGGUUCUAAGGUCAUUAGAUGAUAAAACUGUAUCUGAGGUAGAAAAAAUAACUGUUUACAGGCUUAGAAAUUCAUGGGAAUAGCAAUUGUCACUGAACUUUUUGUUCUGCAAAAGAGAUGGGAAAGGUUCUAGAUUAACCAUAUAUUUUUUGUUUAAUUCCAAUGUUUUAGAAAGAGUAGUUUUUUUUC
Molecule: messenger RNA, 1567 nt
Organism: Amborella trichopoda
Lineage: Eukaryota; Viridiplantae; Streptophyta; Magnoliopsida; Amborellales; Amborellaceae
Source: RefSeq, a predicted model, not a curated record